Molecule: messenger RNA, 1631 nt
Organism: Eublepharis macularius
Lineage: Eukaryota; Metazoa; Chordata; Lepidosauria; Squamata; Eublepharidae
Gene: NDUFAF2
Product: NADH:ubiquinone oxidoreductase complex assembly factor 2
Exons: 5
Coding region: 203-769 (188 amino acids)
Biological process (GO): mitochondrial respiratory chain complex I assembly
Cellular component (GO): membrane
Source: RefSeq, a predicted model, not a curated record
GCUUUUCAACUUUGUUUUCCUAGCGGAGUCUUUUUCGUUUUUCUUCUGUAGAAAAGGGAGCGGGAGGAUAGGUCAGAGAAGGGGCGUGGCUGUGGUGUGAGAAGGGGCGGAGCUGAGCGCGAUGCUUUCGCUCUGAGAGGACUCCGGAGGGAUAUUCGCCGCCGAGGGCGUCCUCCGCGGUGUUUUCUCCGCUCCGGGCGGCAUGAGCAGCGUCUGGAGGCUCUUGCGCGCCCUGAAGCUCCGGGUUUUGGGGCCGGAGAAGCUACCGGUGGGCGUCGACCACCUGGGGAACAAAUAUUACCGGAUCCCGAAACACGAAACGUGGGCAGGACAUAUCAUUCAGGAGAGAAGAUUUGUGGAAGCAGUAAAUAUAAAGGAACACGAGUAUGAAGUGGGGGAUAUUCCAACCGAAUGGGAAGGUUCCAGGGGAGAUCCGGGAAAUUACAGGCCAGUCAGCCUGACGUCAAUACCGGCUUGGAUUAGAAAAAGGAGAAAGGAGCCACCUACAGUUGAGGAAAUUCUUAAGAAUGAGAACAACAGAGAAGCAGUAAAAAAGAAGGUGGAGGAGGUUUAUGAAAAAGACAGACUGCUGCAAGCCAAAGAAUAUGAAGAGGGACUUGUGGCAACACCGGUUCAAACUCAGAUUAAAGGCCAUGCAUCAGCUCAGCAUUAUGGAAGGAAUGAACCCUCUGAAGACCCAGUCAGCACAGCAAAUACUUUUCAGCCUGGUUCCUGGAAACCCCCACAGGAUCAGGAACAUAAAAAAUAAGGGGCCAGUUGCAAAAUGUCAGGAAUUCUAUCAGUCGUUUAAGCAGCAACCCCAUUCAAUCAAGUGAAGUAUCUAAAUAUGUAUGUAUGCAUUAAGAAAGUUAAGCAGCAUGUUUAGAACGGAUGCUCAGGUUUCAUACAUUGCAGAAUGUGGCUAACUAGUGAAUUUGAUUUUGAGUAAACACAGGCAAGGCUGUUAGUGUAAACCUCAUACUAAAUUGUAGAAACUGAGUUCUGAAAUGUGCUUUGAAAAUCUAAACAUAGUAUUAUUAGCUGAAUGCUAUGCAUUGGGGGGAAUACUGCUUUCUAGGGUUAGGAAAGACCUUUAACUUGUACGAAAAACAUUCAUAGUGGCAGCUACCAGGCUAUCUCCAUUCAGAUGAGAGCGGGAGUAACCUGGCAGCUGUUGGCUUACGCAUAUGGACAGCUCCCUUUUGAAGCAAGAUGCAAAUAAGUUUAUCAAGGAAAUAGAUUUCCUAGAGUUUUACAGUCUGUGAGCCUGAUCACAGCUGGUCACUUACCUACAUUUGGAGGUAAGCUUGUUCCUCCCAUGUAAUGCUGCUUAGAUUUUUUAAAAAGGUAUGUAUGUAUAUACUCCAGUCAGUUCACACUAAAAGCUUAAUUCACUCUGCUUAAAUUAAAAAAAAUGUUUUAAGGAUCUGAUGCGUUAUAAAAAUUUAAGCUUAAUGCUGUAACUUAAUAUAACCGUGGACAAAGCUGGAGUACUUCUUUAAAAAUUAUACUUUGCAACUCCUUUUCCAUAUGGCAUUCUCCUUCUUUGAUGAAGCUUUACAUUUCAUAUCUAGGUUAAGGCUUGUACUAGCCCACAGAUGCUUAGAAAUAAAUCCAAUGAUAUAGGAAAA